Molecule: messenger RNA, 171 nt
Organism: Dictyostelium discoideum AX4
Lineage: Eukaryota; Evosea; Eumycetozoa; Dictyosteliales; Dictyosteliaceae
Exons: 2
Coding region: 1-171 (56 amino acids)
Source: RefSeq, a predicted model, not a curated record
AUGAUUUUUAAAUAUUUAUCACAAAUUUCCAAAAAUACAAAUAAAACCACAACUAAAAAAUUUGAAAACAAUAGUAAUGUUAUGGAAAUAAAAUUCUCAGUGAAUGUUGUCCAAAAAAGCAGAGGUUCAGUACACACAUUCUUUUAUACUAGACCAAAUUACUCUAUUUAA